Molecule: messenger RNA, 1290 nt
Organism: Chrysoperla carnea
Lineage: Eukaryota; Metazoa; Arthropoda; Insecta; Neuroptera; Chrysopidae
Gene: C15
Product: T-cell leukemia homeobox protein 3
Exons: 3
Coding region: 133-1188 (351 amino acids)
Biological process (GO): animal organ development; regulation of transcription by RNA polymerase II
Cellular component (GO): nucleus
Molecular function (GO): DNA-binding transcription factor activity, RNA polymerase II-specific; RNA polymerase II cis-regulatory region sequence-specific DNA binding
Source: RefSeq, a predicted model, not a curated record
UCUAGGUCUAAAGUGAUUUUCAGUGUGACCUGGUGCGUGAUUUAUUUUUGAAGUUACAAUAUACAGGGUGUACUUAAUAGUGUGUUGUUCUAAACAAAUGCUGUGUCAAUAAACUAAAACAAAACUAUAAAAAUGUCGGACCACGAAAUUUCGGAAGACGAACAAGAGAUAAACGUUUUGGACACCGAUUCCCGGCUGUCACAUAUCAGUGGUGAUAGUGAUUGUGAACAACGGUCAAAUUGUUCCACACCAAAUACCGAUGAUCGUUCCUCAUAUAAUGGUGGCAGCGGUGCGGAUCAUCGAACCACUGUACCAAACGUACAAAAUGUAUUACCAUUUAGUAUUUCAAAUUUAUUGGGGAAAAAUUUCGAACAAAAGGUGGUGGCCUCCGAUCAGUCAUCAGAUCAAUCAUCGUCAGAUAAUCAACAAAUAUGUGGACAAUUAAAUAAUAAUAAUAGUGCAUUAAGUAGUAUAUAUCAGCCAUUUUUUAAUCAACGAGUAGCCGCAGCCGCGGGUGUUUUACCCGGUUAUGUGUAUACAAGUCAAGGUGGUGUAUUACGUGUACCCGCGCAUAGACCUUUAGGUGGUGCAGGUGGAGGUGCGAAUAAUGGAGGGCCAGGUAGCCCACCAAAUGCAGCCGUAUUUAAUCCAUGGGCAUUGGGCUUAGAUCCAGUUAAUUUACAAAGAUCCGCAGCCGCAGCUGCAUUUGCGUCACAAGUUGUUAAGGAUCGUUUAUCUGCAACAUUUCCAAUGGCACGACGAAUUGGACAUCCAUAUCAAAAUCGAACACCACCAAAACGAAAGAAGCCACGUACAUCAUUUACACGUUUACAAAUUGCUGAAUUAGAAAAACGAUUUCACAAACAAAAAUAUUUAGCAUCAGCUGAACGUGCAGCUUUAGCGAAAUCAUUAAAAAUGACUGAUGCACAAGUAAAAACAUGGUUUCAAAAUCGACGAACAAAAUGGAGACGACAAACAGCCGAAGAACGAGAAGCUGAAAGACAAGCCGCCAAUCGUUUAAUGCUCUCUUUACAAGCGGAAGCAUUAAGUAAAGGAUACAUACCAGAUGCACAAGCACCACCAAAUGCACCAGCAGAUACAGCAUUAAGUGCAUUACAAAAUUUACAACCAUGGGCUGGACCAUAUUCAACUGCACCACAACCCACGCUAACAGAUCCAAUUUGUUGAAAUAAUUAAAGUUCUUUUUUGGAUUUUCGUGUGUAAAUAGUUUUUGUUAGCUUACGAUAUGAUUGAUGCGCGUUGUUUAUGUGUUUCGAUUGUGGAUAUAAA